AUGGAGGUACCGCUUGUUAAUUUUGAGAACAUGGACGAUGUUGGCAUCCACCUGGGAGACCCGAGUGACUCCGGGUACCCGACGUCACCCCCGUCAGAGGCCCCCGAUCAGAACCUGUUAAUGCACCGUCUGAGCUCUCCUCAGCAGUCACCACGCAGAGGACGACGUGGGCAUCAUUCUGCUCAAGAGGGGCUCUCGCCGUCCUCUCCUCCGACUCUUACCACGAAAGCGAACUCCAGCAGCGGCAGUUUGAUCUCUAAUCUCAAGCUCCUGAUCAACAGCGAGUCUCCCACCGACAGCGUCUUCAGUAAGAUGGCGAGGGAUUGCUACGAGAAUGAAGAUUUGUUUGAGAAGCACUUUGUUGAAGAAAAAGACGAGAAAGUUGUCAUCAAUGUUUCAGGCCUGAUGUUCGAGACCCAGCUCAGCACACUGAAUAAGUUUCCAGAGACGCUGCUCGGUGACCCCAUGAAAAGGAUAACCUACUUCGACCCGAUGAAGAACGAAUACUUCUUCGACAGAAACCGCCCAUCUUUCGAUGGUGUUCUGUACUACUAUCAGUCGGGGGGGAGAAUCCGCAGACCGGCCAACGUUCCCUUAGAUGUUUUUGCUAAUGAAAUAGUUUUCUACGAGCUGGGUCAUGAAGCGAUGGAGCAGUUCCGCGAAGACGAAGGGUUCAUCAAAGAGCCGGAGGUCCUUUUGCCCACCAACGAACUCCAACGACAAUUCUGGCUCCUGUUUGAAUACCCAGAAAGCUCCAGUGCAGCCAAAUCUGUCGCUCUGGUUUCUGUGUUCGUCAUCGUCAUUUCCAUCGUCAUCUUCUGCCUAGAGACUCUGCCAGAGUUCAGGGAGGACACUGACUUUCCCCCGGGUCCAACCCAACUCGUCAACGGGACCCAAGGCGGUUCUGCCCCUCAUCCCGCCACUAAAGACGUGUUUGCGUAUCUAACAGACCCCUUUUUCAUCGUGGAGACUAUUUGCAUCAUUUGGUUCUGCUUUGAAGUAGGUGUCCGCUUUGUGGUGUGCCCCAGCAAAAGGGAUUUCUUCAAUAACAUCAUGAACACCAUUGACAUCGUCUCCAUAAUUCCCUAUUUUGUCACCCUUGGAACUGAGCUGGCUACGACCCCCGAUGAGGAUUUGAACUCCAGUCAGAACAUGUCGCUGGCAAUCCUAAGAAUCAUCCGUCUGGUGAGAGUUUUCAGAAUUUUUAAGCUCUCCCGACACUCAAAAGGGCUUCAGAUCUUGGGGCAGACCUUGAAAGCCAGUAUGAGGGAACUGGGGCUCCUCAUCUUCUUCCUUUUUAUAGGAGUCAUCCUUUUCUCAAGUGCCAUCUACUUUGCAGAAGUGGAUGAGCCCCAGACGCAGUUUGUCAGCAUCCCUGACGGCUUCUGGUGGGCCGUGGUGACAAUGACCACUGUGGGAUACGGAGACAUGUGCCCCAUCACAAUGGGAGGCAAAAUGGUCGGCACCCUCUGUGCCAUUGCUGGUGUCCUGACCAUCGCCUUGCCCGUCCCCGUCAUCGUCUCCAACUUUAACUACUUCUACCACCGUGAGACUGAGCAGGAGGAGAAACAGGUGAUGGAUGCAGCGGCGGAGGCUGCCCAGAAAAUGUCAGCUGCAAACAAGUAUGGGAGCACACCCUCUCUAAACAAAAGUAACGGCACAUGGCAGAAUGAGAAAAAUGGCACACACUAG
Molecule: messenger RNA, 1692 nt
Organism: Anoplopoma fimbria (sablefish)
Lineage: Eukaryota; Metazoa; Chordata; Actinopteri; Perciformes; Anoplopomatidae
Product: potassium voltage-gated channel subfamily A member 10
Exons: 1
Coding region: 1-1692 (563 amino acids)
Biological process (GO): potassium ion transmembrane transport; protein homooligomerization
Cellular component (GO): voltage-gated potassium channel complex; membrane
Molecular function (GO): protein binding; delayed rectifier potassium channel activity
Source: RefSeq, a predicted model, not a curated record